CCCUUACAUCUUAGCCGGUGCUGCUCUGUUGCUUUCCUACGCUUAAAAAGUCUCUACAAGGCCAAUUGAUCCUUAGGUACCGCUUCUGCUCUAUUGUACUGCUUUCGCUUCAUUUCACUCUAGUCUAGUCUAGCCAACAUGUCGGCCGCCACCAAGCAAGAUACCAAGCAAGAUGAUGCUACCGACCUUAGCCGGGAGUAUGAUACGCCUCUAGGCCUUGCUCACACGACUAUGCAAGCUCUCAAGGACCGCAUCAAACUCCACUACGAUCUUGCUAGUGACUAUUACCUCAGCCUGUGGGGACAGCAUGUGCACCAUGGAUACUGGCCUACCGACGAGUCCAAGGCAAAAGACACCAAAGAGGUUGCACAGACCAACCUCAUCGACCUGCUCCUUGAAAUUUCCAAGAUCCCCGAGGGCGGCAGUGUUCUCGAUGUGGGUUGCGGUCUGGGCGGAACCACGAGGCACCUCGCCUCGAAGCUCGGCUGCUCCGUGACUGGCAUCACCAUCUCUGGCAAGCAGGUCGAGAUAGCCAAGCGGCUGACAAAGACCGAGGCCGAGGCCGAAGCUACCAAGCUUGGCAAGGAUGUUGCCGCAGCUAAGGCAGAGGUUGAAGAGGACGCUGAUGGCUUCAUGAAGGUUGGCAAGGGAAAGGUCAGGUUCAUUGAGCUCGACGCCGAGACCAUGGGCGAGUACUUUUCUGGCAAGGACGCCUUCGAUGCCGUCUGGAUCUGCGAGGCUCUGAGCCAUUUCCCGAACAAGGAACUUUUCUUCCAGAACGUCCAUGCGGUGCUCAAGCCCGGUGGUUGUCUGACCUUGGCCGACUGGUUCAAGGCCGAGGGCUUGACCCAGAAGCAGUUUGACGACGAUAUCAAGCCGAUAGAGGAUGGCAUGUUGACACCCCCGCUCAACACGCAAGCCGGAUACGUCGACAAGGCCAAAGCUGCAGGCCUCAAGGUUUUGACAGAGCCAAAGGAUAUCAGCCAAGACGUUAAGCAGACCUGGGAUAUUACAUGGUCGCUCAUCCAGAAGCCUUCUUUGUGGGCAUUUGCCCUCAGUCAAGGUCGGGACGGAAUUGCAUUCCUGCAAUCAUUCAGGGCCAUGCGAAGAGGCUACGCAAACAACAACUUCCGAUAUGCCGUCAUGUCUUUUGAGAAGUAGUCAAAUACUACGGUGACCAGAUUCGCAAGGACGCUCAAGUCGCAUUUAUAGACAGCGAGAUAGUAGUUGUUAUCAUGUCAAGAUGAUAGAUCUAGACUAGAUAGAUCAUACUAAAAAAACACCAAGAUUUGGUAUCAGA
Molecule: messenger RNA, 1300 nt
Organism: Pyricularia oryzae 70-15
Lineage: Eukaryota; Fungi; Ascomycota; Sordariomycetes; Magnaporthales; Pyriculariaceae
Product: methyltransferase
Exons: 3
Coding region: 139-1161 (340 amino acids)
Biological process (GO): methylation
Molecular function (GO): methyltransferase activity
Source: RefSeq, a predicted model, not a curated record